AUGAGAUGUUUCGAGGAAACGCGUAUCCGAGCCGUGACCAUGAUCAACAAAGUGUACCUGCAGCACCUGAUCCCACUAUCCACGCUGGCAUCGUUCCCGGACUUCUGGAUCACCGUACUCGACAUCAUGGCCAAGUACUAUCACACCGAUAACGUCGAUUUGGUCGAGUCGAUUCCGGAAUCAGUCAAAAACAUGCUAUUGGUUAUGAAGACCGCCGGUCUUUUCACGAACAUCGAUGGCCUACUGCAGCUGACAACGAAUAAGCUGUCUUCGUUUUUGCCAGACUUGUCCGAGACGCUGAAUUUCGAAGUAACCAAUGAUUCGUUGCUUUCGUCGACGAGGGAUGCCUCUUCUCCAAUUCCUGCUAAUAUUCACCCUCAGGCUUCAAAUUCGGUGCCAGGAAACGUUGACCUUAAGACUGAUCAACAACCUGUUCCCGUGCCAGUGGUAAACGACGAGCUGAGCUGCGUAGUUUGCAUCGAACGAGACGACUAG
Molecule: messenger RNA, 495 nt
Organism: Soboliphyme baturini
Lineage: Eukaryota; Metazoa; Nematoda; Enoplea; Dioctophymatida; Soboliphymatidae
Source: the annotation of a GenBank genome assembly